Marasmius oreades (fairy-ring Marasmius) is the source of this 748-nucleotide messenger RNA. RefSeq lists its product as uncharacterized. The coding region runs from base 21 to 620 and encodes 199 amino acids. NCBI's taxonomy places the organism in Eukaryota, Fungi, Basidiomycota, Agaricomycetes, Agaricales, Marasmiaceae. The record is from RefSeq and is a predicted model, not a curated record. The transcript has a single exon.
CUUUGAACGCGACUACUUUCAUGGCUUCAGUUGAAGCUGGACUGUUGCAAGUUUCAGCACCAGAUCCUGCCGACCACCGCCGCACUUUAGUCGCGGUGGCGAAUGCAUGUUUAAUGAGUGCCCUGAUCAUCCAUCUCCACGCCUCAUUUAUUUCCUUUGUCGGUGCCUUUUUCCUCGUCCGAUUCAAGGUGCAGGAAGCCAGGCGCGAAGAAAACAAGAUCGAGGGUCUACAUCCCGAUGCUACACAACCUAGCAAAGGCUCUAUUGUUCUUGAUAUGGCAGCAAAGCAUAUCACAAACUCACCAGAAACAGGUUCCCAGACAUCGAACCCUCACGCCGAUAUCCAACCACCUGUAUGGUCUGCAAACCCUCAGUUGGUACAAGUUGGGCCUUUCUUCAGGCAACCUCCCAUGCAUUUGCUCAGUCGCUGCCAUUUUCUGUGUAUCCUUGCCGUCGUGUUCGGGUUUGCAUUGGCGAUCAGCGGAAUCUUAUGUUUGGCCUGGGCUCGUCAACCUCUUGGUGUAAAGACUGCAGUGGCCUCGGUUCUGGCUCUGUGUCUUACAUCUGGAUUUGUUGUUGUAUUCUCCAACUACGACGGAUCACCUUUCGUCUACGAUUAAAGGAGAGUAAGGAGCCACUAGUAAAGCAAUGCCGAAGUUAUACUACUAUCUUGAUUAAUCACUGUACUUACAACUUGUAUUUAUUAACAAACAGCCUAGCGGGCAAUCAGAUAUGUACAUAGUCUCCC